CUGGGGCUAGGGGUCCGCUACUUCCCCCUCUCCGAAACGAUCUCUCUGCCUCCGGCAAAAAGAGAGCGCACCCAUUUCGUUCUGCUACGUCUCCGGCGGAUCCUAGAGCUGCUUCCAGUGCCUGGUUCUGAAGGUUCUUCUGCAGAUCGUAUCGAUAAUUCUCUCGUACACGUCUCAAAAAAGCAUGGUGAGAGGGUUGCUCAAUAAGCUCGUCUCUCGAUCUCUUUCUGUUGCAGGCAAAUGGCAGCAACAACAGCUGCGCCGUCUCAACAUCCAUGAGUAUCAGGGGGCUGAGCUGAUGAAUAAAUAUGGGAUCAAUGUACCCAAGGGUAUUGCUGUUUCUUCUGUUGAUGAAGCAAAAAACGCAGUGCAAACUGCUUUUCCCGAUGCGAAAGAGUUGGUCGUUAAAAGUCAAAUUUUGGCUGGUGGAAGAGGUUUGGGAACAUUCAAAAGCGGCUUAAAGGGUGGAGUUCACAUUGUGAAGGUGGAUCAGGUUGAAGAUUAUGCUGGAAAGAUGCUUGGCCAGAUACUUGUCACCAAACAAACUGGUCCCCAGGGAAAAGUUGUGAGCAAGGUUUAUCUGUGUGAGAAGUUGUCACUUACCAACGAAAUGUACUUUGCUAUCACUCUGGAUCGUAUAACUGCUGGCCCACUUAUAAUUGCCUGUAGAAAGGGUGGAACUAGCAUCGAAGAUCUUGCUGAGAACUUCCCAGAUAUGAUUAUAAAGGUACCUAUUGAUGUUUUCCAAGGAAUUACAGAUGAAGAUGCUGCGAAGGUCGUGGAUGGUUUGGCUCCCAAGACUGCUGAUAGAAAGGAUUCAAUUGAACAAGUGAAGAAAUUGUAUAAACUCUUCUGUGAAUGUGACUGUACGUUACUGGAAGUAAAUCCCAUGGCGGAGACUUCUGAAAACCAGCUGGUGGCUGCUGAUGCUAAGCUAAACUUCGAUGAUAAUGCCGCAUUCCGUCAAAAAGCAAUAUUUGCUCUUCGUGAUCCAACUCAGGAGGAUCCUCGAGAGGUUGAUGCUGCCAAAGCAGAUCUAAAUUACAUUGGCUUAGACGGAGAAAUUGGUUGCAUGGUCAAUGGUGCAGGACUAGCAAUGGCUACAAUGGAUAUAAUUAAGCUGCAUGGGGGAACGCCUGCCAAUUUCCUGGAUGUAGGUGGAAAUGCUUCUGAAGGGCAGGUAGUUGAGGCAUUUAAGAUAUUGACUUCUGAUGAGAAAGUCAAAGCAAUUUUGGUGAACAUUUUUGGUGGAAUAAUGAAAUGUGAUGUCAUAGCUAGUGGAAUUGUCAACGCUGCCAAGCAGGUUGACCUCAAAGUGCCCGUGGUUGUUCGGCUUGAAGGUACAAACGUUGACCAAGGAAAAAGAAUUCUGAAGGAAAGUGGGUUGACAUUGAUAACAGCAGAAGAUCUGGAUGAUGCUGCAGAGAAAGCAGUGAAAGCCGCAUAUUGAGUUGCUUUUCAAUUUUUCCUUUUUCAUGAUGGAUCACUCGUUUCUUGGUGAUUGUUCUUUCUCAUUAGAUCUAUGCGGUUCUGAUUGUCUCUUUACUGCAAAUACUAGGAAGUAUUGUUUGCCGCAAAAUGAAAGCGUGCACGUAUAACAUUUGAUGAAAAGGAGUUGAUGUUCUUCAAACAUUCGAGGAAAAGAAUGUCGAAAUUUUAAUAAUGAGUAGCUUUCUUGCUGAGAUUAUUGGA
Molecule: messenger RNA, 1692 nt
Organism: Cucurbita pepo subsp. pepo (vegetable marrow)
Lineage: Eukaryota; Viridiplantae; Streptophyta; Magnoliopsida; Cucurbitales; Cucurbitaceae
Product: ATP citrate lyase (ACL) family protein
Biological process (GO): succinyl-CoA metabolic process; tricarboxylic acid cycle
Cellular component (GO): succinate-CoA ligase complex; mitochondrion
Molecular function (GO): metal ion binding; ATP binding; succinate-CoA ligase (ADP-forming) activity
Source: RefSeq, a predicted model, not a curated record